AUGUACAAUGGAGAGAUACAAAGUUUCGACUGGUCAACUGCGGAUAUCGUUAAACAUGGAGCAACUGUUUCCACAACUAUCACCAAAAAAACUACUCACUUGGUAGUCACUGACGAGGACUAUCGAAAGAAUAGUAGUUCAAAAGUUUUGAUUGCAAAGGAUAAAAAUGAUGUAUCCAUUGUUACUUGGGAUUGGGUUCAAGACUCUAUUAACGCAAAGUGUAGAAAAAAUGAAUUAGAUUAUGUUCUUUCUGAACUUCCUGGAGAUGAUGUGGAUAAUGUGGAUACGAAUGACGCGAAUAUCAAUCCUGGGAAACACAAAAUUGAUAAUACUUCUGAAUCUGAUGUUGUUAUUCCUUCACGUAAAAAAAGGCGUGCUGCCAAACAUGUCAUUGAAGAAAAAAAAAUGGUCAAGAUCAUUAAGAAAGGCAAAGCACCUGUCGAUGAGUUAUUUCAAAUGAAGGAUUCAUAUCAUGUAUUCUCUAAUACUCAAGCUACUUGGGAUUGUCUUCUCAAUCAAACGAAUGCAGGCACCAAUAAUAAUAAAUUUUUUAUUAUUCAACUCUUGGAAUCGGAUUCUGGUGGCAGUUAUUAUGUUUAUUCAAGAUGGGGUAGAGUCGGAUAUGAUGGUCAACAAGCCAUGUCAGGCCCAUGGUCAUCUUUAGAUAUGGCUAAAUACGAGUUCGAAAAGAAAUUUCGUGAUAAAACUAAAAAUAAAUGGAUGGAUAUUUGCCAAGAUAAAUCAAGUUUUAAAGCUGUGAAAGGAAAAUACACCUUAUUAGAACGUGACUAUGGAGAUGAUGAGGUUGAUAUCUUAACUAAAAAUAAUGCAGUUGUACCUCCUCCUCCUAUCCCUGAAUCAAAACUUCAUCCAAAGAUCCAAAACAUAAUUAAAUUGAUUUUUGACGUUAGCUUAUGGAAUGAUACCAUGGUUGAGUUAAAUUAUGACGCGUCUAAAUUACCAUUGGGUAAACUUUCCAAAAAUACUAUUACUCGAGGUUAUGAGAUUCUUAAAAAUAUUGAGUCUGUAUUGACUAAAAAUGAUGUUGGUGACCUUGUUGAGCUUUCUAACGAUUUUUAUACAGUCAUUCCUCAUAAUUUUGGUUUUAAUAAACCACCAAUCAUCAAUAAUAUUGCGAUUCUUAAAACAAAAAUGGCAAUGGUAGAAGCAUUAGGUGAAAUUGAAAUUGCUAGUUCAUUAAUUAAGAAUGCAGAUAUAUCCAAGAAUCCAUUAGACGCAAACUAUGAUCUACUUGGUUUAGAAAGAAUGGUACCACUGGAUCAUGACUCUGAAGAAUUCAAACUUAUACAUAAUUAUGUAAAGAACACGCAAGGUUCUACUCAUCACAUUAAAUUAGAAAUUCUUGACGUGUUUGAUAUUGAGCGCCAAGGUGAAAGGGAGAGAUACAAGCCAUACUCAAAACUUCAUAAUAGAAUGUUAUUAUGGCAUGGUUCUAGACGUACAAAUUAUGUAGGCAUUCUAAGUCAGGGGUUGAGAAUUGCACCACCACAUGUUCCUGUCAGUGGAUACAUGUUUGGAAAGGGUGUUUAUUUUGCUGAUUGUGUAUCUAAAUCUGCAAAUUAUUGUCGCUCACAUGAUAAUAUUGGAUUUCUGUUAUUAUGUGAAGUUGCAUGUGGUGAUAUGUUGGAACUUGUAAAUAGUGAUUAUAACGCUGAUGAAAAAGUUAAAAAGCAAGGUAAACAUUGUACUAAAGGCCUGGGCCAAAUCGUUCCUGAUCCCAAAGGUGCUGUUUAUUUAGAAAACGGAACUAUGGUUCCCUGUGGAAAAGGAUUAUCUUCAUUAGAUACUGAUAAAUGUUUGUACUAUAACGAGUAUAUUGUAUAUGAUGUAAGCCAGAUUUUCCAAAAAUAUUUGCUCAGGGUCAAGUUUGACAAUCAAGGUUUUUAUUAA
Molecule: messenger RNA, 1911 nt
Organism: Cetraspora pellucida
Lineage: Eukaryota; Fungi; Glomeromycota; Glomeromycetes; Diversisporales; Gigasporaceae
Source: the annotation of a GenBank genome assembly